This is a messenger RNA of Astrephomene gubernaculifera, 1661 nucleotides long. Lineage: Eukaryota; Viridiplantae; Chlorophyta; Chlorophyceae; Chlamydomonadales; Astrephomenaceae. The record is from the annotation of a GenBank genome assembly.
GGCGGUGCAGCAGCAGGAGGAGCAGGAGCGGCAGGAGGCAGCAGGGGGGGAGCUCCCUCCCUCCUCCCCCUCCUGCUCCUCCGCCUCCCUGCAUCCCGCCCCCCUGCUGUCCCGCCUGCUGGAGUACGGCACUGCUCUGCUGCUGCACCUCUGCAUGCGCGCAGCAGGCAGGGACGCAGUGGUGCGCGGGGGGAACCCGCCCGCCUCCUCCUCCACAUCGUCCUCCUCCUCGCCCUCCUGCUCUUCACCAGCCUCAGCCCCCACUCGGGGCCGCUGCAGGAGGGUUGCGGGUGGGGGCGGCGGUGGCGGGGGAGGUUUGGUGGUGCCGCUGCUGCGGCUGUGUGAGGGAUUGCUGGGCUGCAGCAACGCGCGGGUGAGGGGCGGCGAACGGGAGGUGGGCUGGGGAAGCGUGCGCUAUUGGGACGUACGAACACCUGGUAGCAGCCAGGAAGGAUGGCUGGGCUGGCAAGUCAAGGACAGACCCGCUGUCGUUGGAUUGGCCCGGUGUCGCGCACGUGUGUUGAUGGGGAGUGUCAUGCUGAUGGAGGUGGUCAUGUUGAUGGGGGUGGUCAUGCUGAUGGGGAGCUGUCUGGUACAUGACGGUGGGGUGUGCAGGCACUCGCGGUGCACUGGUGGUGCACUCCGGCAUGCCGGGCCAUGGUAACAUGCCCCGGAAGCAGUUCCUCUGGCGACCUGCCUUGAUGCUCUGAGCCGUUGCUACUGCCUGCAUGCUGCUGCAUGCUGCUGCUGCUGCUGCUGCUGCUGCUGCUGCUGCUGAUGAUGAUGAUGUCAUGAUUUGCUGCUGCUGCGGAUGGUGCGCUGCCCGCCCAGGCCUCAACACUGCUAGCAUGCGACUCCUGCCACUCUCCGGCUGCUGCUGCCACUGCUGUCAUGUAUUGCUCCUACCCACUUUGUUGCCGUACAGACUCGAGCUUACGUGCACGGCAUCCUGUACGCCGUAUUCUCACGUGAUGUCGUACGGCAAGCGGCGCUGCAGCGAGGCACGGGGGAGCUGCUCGAGGCGGCGGAGGCGGCGGAGGAGCAGGGCAGUGUGUUUGGGAAGCAGCUACGUCACGUUCUACGGCAGCUGCUUACGCCCCAGCAGCAGGCGGAGGAGGAGGACGAAGAGGAGGGAGAGGACUGCAGCGAUGAGGGCGAGGAAGAGGAGGAGGAAGAAGACGACUAUGAAGACUUGGUGGGGGAGGCGGAGGAAGGGGAGGAGCGGGUGGACUGGGAAGAAGCCGGUGGCCCAGAAGGCGAAGCGGGGGCGGCGGCAGGAGGAGGGCACGUGGAAGGGUGCGUCGUACAGGCCCCCCAAGAGGCGCCCCCCGCUCCCCCCCGCGGUGAGGCGCUGUUGUGCGGGGCGGGUUACCUGGCGGCUGCCGUACAAGCGCGCCGCCACCUGGAUGCCGUACGCAGCUCGCUGGCGGAAGCGGCGAGGGGCCUGAAGGGGACGGCGGAAGGCGAGGAGGCGGCGGGAGCAACAGCUGGUGAUGGGGCCUGCAGCAGACUCCCCCAACCCCGGCCCGGCUCCGUCAGCCGCCGCAGCCGCUGCCACCAGCUUCGCACCAGCCUGGCCGCCGUAUUGGUGGCCGGGGGCGGGGGUGGGGGUGACGGCGGGGAUGACGGCUGCAGCCUUGUGCGGGAUAUCCAUGCCGGUG